CUCCGGAGCCCCCGCCAAGCAGCGCCCCCCGAGCCACGGACCCACCACCUGCUGCCUCUAUGCACACCACCUUCCCCCCCCAAGGGGAAAUGGCCCACCCCAGUGUCUUCGCGGCCAUUUAUGUGUCGGCCGGGAGCAAUGAGGUGGUUCCGGAUGACGACGACGAGAUGGACAACUUUUUGCCAGAUGUCCAGUGGGCCACUUCUUGGACGCUGCCGCCGAUCACACAGGACGGCAGCACACCCAGCCCCAUGGGGCUGCCGCCACACACGCCAGCAGCUGUGCUGACGCCGUCCUUACCCCCGGGUUCUCUGCACAGCCACGCGGCCACGCAGCGCCCCCCGACGGAUGCCAGUCGCCCCAGCCCGCCUCCGUCCCUGCCCACCGUCCCCACUCCCCAGGGCUUGCUUCCGACUCCCAGCAGGAAUUUGGCGCUUUCUCCCACAGACGUGUUUGGGCAUCGGGCAAGCAGGACUUUGCCCGAGGACGCGGCUUCGGCCCUGGAAGAUACGGGACCCCUCUGGUGGGGGUCCCUGACGCCAGUCCUCGAGACCCAGCGGCCAGCUCUCCCCGAGGCCACGCAGCUUCUGGAAGCCAGUGCCGACAGCGACCCGGCAGCAGCGACCCCCAGUUUGAGGCCGGGGCCGCAGCACGCCCUUGUUUCGGCGCAGACCCCGCCCUCCGCGCACGGUGCCAGCACGGGUUCGACUUGGUCCGCCACUCCUCUGGCAUUUGACCCCUUUUCUGCUCCCUCAGCUGAUACCUCUGGUCACUCCUUUCUGCCCAGCAACACCGGCGAAACGUCCCCGCUGCUCAGGCACGUUGGGGCCCCCAGUCACGUGGCUGGCACUCCGGCCCCGAGCCCCGCCCCGUCCUCGAAACACGUGCGCUCCGCGUCUCGCCGUCUUUCCGCCCCGCCGCCAGCUCCGCCCUCGAGCCUCCUGGCGACAGACUUGGGCUCCGGCAACGGCCCCGAGACUUUGACCUUGUCCUUCACCGGGUGGGAAGCCAGCAGCCUCCCUGCCCCGGGCAGCGCGGGGACGGCCGACUUCUCGGAGGUUGAGGAAGAGCCUGCGGACCUCGAUACGAUUUUCCCGCCGAGACCCGUGCUGUCGCUCUCCUCGCCAGCCGUGGCGAUCUCAGCAGUGGCGGACACGAGUGGCCUCGCGUCCACACACGCUCCUUUCCUCCCAGACCACCCCCCUGCCUCCCUCCUGUCGCUUGAGGCGGCGUCCUUCAGCUCCCCUUGGCUGGGGGAAAGCCAGGUCCCGUCGUCCACGGCGGUUUCUCUCACCGGUGGAUUUCUUGGCGCCGCUUUCUCCGCCGCAGCAGCGGAGAGCACGCCGGCCCUGGCUGUCGCAGGCCCAAGCCCAAGCCCAAGCCCGGUCACUCCCAAUGGACUGGUUCCCUCCCUAGAAUCAUGGCUUCUGUCUGGCCAAGGAUCCCCCGGCUUUUCCCAACGCGAAACCGGAAGUCUUUGGGAUUUUGCAUCCAGCUUUUCCCCGACGCCGCCGCUGGGCUUCAGCAGCGCGGCCCCCUCAGCCCCGGAAGGUCCGGCGCCUUCGUCCACUCCUGCCGCCGGGGCGAGCGAUCUGUCCCCGCCCCUCUCGCAGGCGUUUCCCACGCCCGUGGCGGCGCCGACGUCACUUCCGGUUCCGGUUCCGGAUUCCACGCCCCUCGGAGGUCCUCAGCUCUGGCCCAGUGCAGACCCCCUUUCAAACGCGUCCGCGCUCCCGCCUGCCCCCUCCGAAGUGCCCCCGCCGUCCAGUUCCCCACCGCCCGAUUCCGUAGAGUUCUCCGAAGCAGCCGCGGCCCCGCCGGCGGGGCCUGACACGCUCUCCACGUCCGCUUCCACGCAGGCGACCCGGCGUUCGGAGGCGUCACGCUUCCCCGCCGAGUCUGCGGGCCCCACCCUGGCGCCCGCCGGUUCCGAGGGGCUCUCCGACCUGGGCACCCUCUUCCCAUCAGCACCCGCUGCCUCUCACCCUGCACCCACGUCAGCCAAGCCGUCCCUGUUGGUGACUCCCGCGCUGCCGGACGUUGAUAGCAGCGAGACAGAUGACCACGCGUCCGCCUUCCCCCCUUUGACCGUCAUCGCUCCCACCAGGACGGCACCCGGAGCAGACGUGUCCUCCUCACUGGUUUCUGAGGUGACCCCUUCACCUCUCGCCACGGAGCCAUUGUUUGGGGGCCCGUCCUUCACGCCCACCGAUGUCCCGGUGAACGUCUCCACUGAACCUGCCGCUCUCCCGCCUGUGGACGCCACCGGCCCGCUGAGCGGCCGGCCUGCCAGUCAGCCUCCCCACUCGGACCCCACGGCCCUGCCCCCGGGGACCGCCGCCACUCCCGAAGCCCUGCUCAACACGCCAGCCCCGGUCGCCACCAGGCCGCCGUACGUGUGUGACAUCACCGUCCCCGAUGCCUACCUGAUCACAGCUGUGCUGGCUCGAAGAGCCGUGCAUGAGUACAUCAUCAUGUCCAUCAAGGAAGUGCUGCGUGUCCACUUCAACCGGGCCGUGGAGCUGAAGGUCUAUGAGAUUUUCCCCGACUUCACCUUCCUUGUAACCUCCAGCCCCAUGGUCUACACGGCAGUCUCGGUCAUCAACGUGCUCAUUGGCAGCAAGCUAGUGCGGGACCGGACCCCGCUCAUCCUGGCCCUGAGGCCCUCCUUCUCUGUGCCGGACUCCAGGUUCCAGGUCCAGACAGUCCUGCAGUUUGUGCCACAGAGCGUGGACACUGGCUUCUGCAACUUCACCCAGCGUAUCGAGAGAGGCCUGGUGGUCGCGCUCUCGGAAGCGAAGUACCAGCCGGGCACCUAUAACAUCACAGUGCAGAUCUUGAAUGUCACCAUGGGGCCUUCAAGGAUGGCUGCCCGCCGGGGCCCAGUCACCAUCGUCUUUGCUGUCAGAAGUGCGCAGGGGUUUCUGAACGGGUCCGAAGUGAGCGAGCUGCUCCGGAACCUGAGUGUGGUGGAGUUCAGCUUCUACCUGGGCUACCCCACGCUGCGCAUCGCUGAGCUCCUCCUGGGCGUCUCGGAGAAGCGGCUGCAGAGCGAGCUCUUCCAGGCUGAGAUGGAGCGCAAGCUGGCGCAGCUGCUCGGCGAGGUGCUCCACCGGCAGCGCCUGUGGAGAAGGGCCACCACAGCCACGAGCAGCAGCCUGCUCCAGGGUCAGCUGCUGCUGAUUCCCAUCAUGAUGGCUCUGGACAGGGUGAAGAGGCCGUCCCCAGAGGCCCAGAGCAACAACCUGUGGGUCAUCGUGGGCGUGGUCAUCCCGGUGCUCGUCGUCAUGGUGAUCGUGGUCAUCCUCUACUGGAAACUGUGCCGCACGGACAAGCUGGACUUCCAGCCCGACACCGUGGCCAACAUCCAGCAGCGCCAGAAGUUGCAGAUUCCCAGUGUGAAGGGCUUUGAUUUUGCCAAGCAGCACCUGGGCCAGCACAAUAAAGAUGACAUCUUGAUCAUCCACGAGCCAGUGCCCCCGCCGGGACCUGUGAAGGAACACACCCCGCCCUCCGAGAAUGGAGAUGUGCCCAGCCCCCAGGCCAAGGCCCCUGCCAAGAGCCUCCGUCACAGAGGAAGAAUUUCCCCCUCGGAUGCCGACUCGACUGUCAGCGAGGAGUCCAGUGAGCAGGAUGUGGGCGACAAGCCCCCUGUGGCGGUUGUCGACAGCAGGCCCCCGCGAGGCUUCCAGAACGGGCCGCCCCCACCAGGCCUGGCCCCCGAGCAGCACUCCUCUGCGUCCAUCUUCGAGCACGUGGACAGGAUUGCCCAUGCUGCGGACCCUGGCCGCCGGGUGCCCAGCAAGAUCCAGCUGAUUGCCAUGCAACCCAUCCCGGCCCCCCCUGCCCAGCCCCCCAAGCUGGGUGACCGUGUGGCAGAGACCAACAAGAUCAACAAGGAGAUUCAGACUGCGCUACGGCACAAAUCAGAGAUAGAACACCACCGGAACAAGAUCCGGCUCCGUGCCAAGCUUCUGACAGAGCUGCAAGACCACCGUGCCCAUGCACGCCACUGGUCUGAUCCCGACCUCCCGGCGGAAGUCCAGACUCCGUCCUCAACCGAGCUGGGGCGGUACCCCGGCCCCCCCUUCCUGGCCCCGCAGUACGUCCCGCCCCGGCCCUCUAUCGAGGAGGCCCGUCAGACCAUGCAUUCCCUCCUGGAUGACGCUUUUGCCCUCGUGGCCCCCAGCAGCCAGCCGGCCAGUGCUGUGGGCCCCGGCCCUGCGCCCCCCGCUGGGCUGCCCACCAACAGCACCCCUUCCCGGGAAGAGAGGAGAGCCGCCCAGUGGGGGUCCUUCUACAGCCCGGCCCAGACGACCAGCAACGCGUGCAGCAGAUAUGAGGACUAUGGAAUGACUCCCCCGUCAGGUCCAUUGCCAAGGCCAAGCUUUGGCCCUGGUUUGCUGCCCUCCUCGGAUCUGGGGCCCCCGGAGUCCUCACAGCCCCAGGCUGAGGCGCCCUUCACCGCUCGAGGGAUCUACUCAGAGGAGGCAGCCUCGGUGGCCCGGCCCCGGCCAGUCGGGGGCACUGCAGGCUCCCAGAUCCAGCAGCUCACGCAGGUGGGGCUCGCCAGCAGGAUUGGUGCCCCACCUGGGGAGGUCCCGCCAGGCCGGAGUGGCCAGUAUGGAGGGCCAGGCUGGACGGCAUAUGGAGAGGAUGAGACAGGGCGGAGAGAGGCCGUGCCAAGGACUGCGGGCAGGGAGCCCUCCGCCCCGCCCGGGAACCUGCCCCACCGGGCCCUGCAGGGCUCCGGGCUGCCUUACGCCGCCAGCUCCACCGAGGACCUGCAGCCCGGCCACUCCUCCACGUCCCUCAUCAGAGCCAUCCGCGAGGAGCUGCUGCGGCUCUCGCAGAAGCAGACAGCCGUGCACAACUUCCACGGCUGAGCGCCCACGCCGCGUAUCCGCUUCCCGUGGAAGCACGACUGAGAGGGGAGUCCCUGCGGGGCAUUCGCUGGGGAGAGCGCGCAUUUCAGGGGACGCCGUGGGCUGUGUGUCAGCUUGCGGCACUUCAGUGACGAGGUCGGCACGUGGGGGGUCAUUUGGGCUCCGUGGAAACGAGCGCACGCUUAGCCCACCGCUAGCAGGCCCUUCCCAGACAACGAGUGGCGGUGGAGCUGGCACGGCGACCAAGUGCGUGGUCUCCAUGUCCACGGUGUCGGCCGAGGGAGUGGAGCGUCCGCCGGAGGAAGGGACUCAGGCAGUGUGUGUUGAUCUGCUGCUCAGUGUUCUGAGAAGAGAAUCAAAGACGUUUUAUAAACAGCUUGAUCUCCCUCGACUCCUCCAUAGGAGCUUAUUUUAAUAGUCACAUUCACGACAGGAAGAAUCCUAAGACUGUUGGCCUUUUUUAAAAAGCUACUAUUGAGAAACCAAAACGAUAGGUUGUGCGAGCCUGAGACCCCACAUGAAGCCACUGUCCUUCCUCCUCUUUCUUCUGGUGCUACUGCUCUCUGGGCCCCAUCCGCCCUACCUUCUGUCCAUCAUCCCCACAUCCUCACAACAGAGCGUUGGCUUUUUCUGUGGGAGGUUCUGGAAAACAGAAACAAAAUGCCAGGUGUGGUUGGGUAGUUUUUUGGGGUGGGGGGUAACUGACUAUUUAUUUGGUUAUUCAAAAUACAAACUGAAGUUUA
Molecule: messenger RNA, 5629 nt
Organism: Echinops telfairi (small Madagascar hedgehog)
Lineage: Eukaryota; Metazoa; Chordata; Mammalia; Afrosoricida; Tenrecidae
Product: KIAA1549 ortholog
Exons: 18
Coding region: 90-4886 (1598 amino acids)
Source: RefSeq, a predicted model, not a curated record